UGCUACUUAUAUGGCUCGUUCAUACACUGCUUCCGGCUAUUACUUUAGGUUUUCAGUCGUUUCUGUUUACCUGUGUCCUUUGUCUCCACCGUUUACUUUCUAAUACGGCUCUUAGGGCCCCACCAGCUGGCUAACCGGGUACCGGGGGCCCCGGACGGUGGCCCCUGCCCCUGGAAGACCAACCGCAUAAGUUUUGCGACAAUGAUGGAAUAACCUAGGGGCUUUCCGAGCGCGGGCCGCCGCGCAUCACACAUAGAGGCCAGCAGCUUUACUAGCGGUCGAAGGUUGGGCUAUGUCGCUGCAGCCCAACGGGUUUGGCAGCUCGGCCCCGGAAAUCCAGGCGCUUGACGGGGUGGUCCAGCCCGUUUGGUUGUACAGCUGCGCGAGCCAAAAGCUGAUCUGGGCGAACAGGGCAGCUCUCCGAUAUUUCAACAGGACCCUAGACGCCUUCACCUCUUACAAGUUUGCACGGCUAUCACCGGAGGAACACUCUAGCUUUUCGGUGCUUAACACGCUACUCCGCGACGAGGUCGAGAAUGGAGGCCUUGACCAGGUCAUCUCUGGUUUUGGGCAUUCGGUUCUGCCGGGUGUUAUCCCGCACGACGACCUGUCCAACAGCGAAUACUUGUUCAAGCAAUUCUACCUCGUACGACCUAUCGCCAACUGCACACGGGUUACUCAGAUACAGCUUAUAAGCGGGUCGAACUUGAGCCUGCCAUCCGCGAACACAACUAUCGUCAAGACGGUGAGAAGAGAGCGGAAUCGGCAGAGCAGCGCCGACGGCCGCAUGAUUAAUGGCACCAAGGCAGUGACGUCGACGGUGUCGAGCCUCAUCGACAUGUGCGACCGGAUUCUCAAGGGUCAGGAGGUUGACUUAAACAGCGUGGAGGCGGUGCAGCAGGCGGUUCUGCGCGGCGAUAUCAUUACCCAGCCGACGCGGAUCGAGGAGGAGCUGGUGUCUAAGGAGGAGCUGGACCAGGAUGUGGGUCUGAACCUGCUGCAGCUGCUGGGCGGGAAGAAGCUGGGCGAGCGCUUUGCGCCUGCACCUGAGAGCUACGAUGGCGAGCACAUGGGGCUGGCCCCGCCGCGCAUGCAGGUCAUCACGGGACCGGUGCCAGGCGGCUCUCGUAGCGGCGGCGCCGCUGCCGCCGCCGCCGCUGCAUCGUCUGUAAAGGAGGAGGCGGAGGCGACAGGCGAGGAGGAGAAGGACGUGGUUGCGGCCAGCCUGAUGCCCGCCAUGGAAGCAGUGCUGGCGACGGUGGAUGAGUGGCGCUUCAAUGCCUUCAAGCUGGCAGAAGUCACGCAGGGGCACCCGCUUUCGGCGCUGGGCUUUUGGCUGAUGAAGCGCUACGACCUGAUCAGCAUUUUCCAGCUAGACGCGACCAAACUCGCGCGCUUCUUACGGAAGAUUGAGGACGGCUACCCAGACAACCCAUACCACAACAAAACGCAUGCGGCGGAUGUGUUGCAGGGGAUGCACUGCCUGCUCACGCGGGGCGGCCUGCACCGGCGGUUAGGCGAGGACGUGGCCAUCUUUGCGAGCUACUUGGCCGCGAUCACGCACGACUACGAGCACAAGGGGCUUAACAACGACUUCCUGGUGCGGGUGGGGGACGACCUGGCCUUCACCUACAACGACAUUUCGCCCAUGGAGAACCACCACAUCGCAGCCGCAUUCAAACUCAUGCGCCAGAAGGAGUAUAACUUCAUCAAAAAGAUCCCGCGCGAAAAGUGGGUUCGGCUGCGGCGGUUGCUGAUAGACAUGGUUCUUGCGACGGACAUGAAGCAGCACUUCAACAUCCUCUCCAAGUUCCAGUCCAAGCUGCAGGUGAAGCUCCGCAGCACCAACUUUGCGGCGCCCAACCUGGCGCACCUGGAGGCGCCCUCGUACGAUGACCCGCUGCCCAUUUCAGAGGACGAUGCGGACAAGUCGCUGGUGCUGCAGGUGGGGCUCAAAUGCGCGGACGUGGGCCACCUAGCGGCUCCCUGGGAGGUGCACCACCGGUGGGUGAGCGGGCUGGAGGAGGAGUUCUUCCGGCAGGGCGACAAGGAGAAGACCAUGCACAUGAUGGUGUCGCCGCUCAUGGACCGCUGCAAGGACGGCAUCACCAAGUCGCAGGUGGGUUUCUUCGACAUUGUGGCGCUGCCGCUGUUCUACAGCUGGGCCUCCGUCUUCCACGAGGCGCUCCCGCUGGUGCGCGCGGUGGAGGACAACUGCAACCGCUGGCGCUCGCUGGAGCAGGGGCGCAACGCCUCGGGGUCCAAGUGAGGGCGGGAGAGCAGACCUCGUAAGGGCGCAGUCGCCACGACGACGCGGUUGCGGUGGGGUUGGAGGGGAGCACGUAGCAGCAGUACCGAUAGCAGCGGCGGAGGCAGCAGCAGCAGCGGAGGCAGCAGCAGCGGAGGCAGCAGCAGCAGUCCGCCGCGACGUGUGGCUGGCUGGCCGGCCUUGUAGCAGCAGCGACUGGGGUGUCUUAGCUCACACGUAGCGGCGUAGCGGCCACGGCGGCUGAGCUCGCGCGCCCUUCAUUCCUCCCGCAGCAGCAGCAGCAGAGUAGGACCACAGCUCCAGCGGCUACACGGUGCCGCUGGCACACGGGUUUCGAACGGAAAUACAUGCUGGAGCUGCGGGCGUCCCUAGCAGCUAGCAGCACGAGUUCCAGCGGUCCUGAGCUUUACUACUGCCGUCGUUGGGUGUGCCUGGCGGCCGUUGCAGGGCGCAGCUUGAGGCGGUGGCGACAGCGAAUGUGCACAGGCGCACACUCGAGCUGCGUUGUGUCCAGCCGCAGCUUUUGCAGCGUGAAACGGAUGUGGCAGUGUUGCAGCAAGGGAGCGAGGAGCCAGCGGAGCGGCGGGCUGGGUUAGCCUGCUACGCUCGAGGCCAAGGGCGAUAGAGCCAUUCCUCGUGCGCGAUCUGGGUCGAUGUGGGUCGGGG
This is a messenger RNA of Astrephomene gubernaculifera, 2935 nucleotides long. NCBI's taxonomy places the organism in Eukaryota, Viridiplantae, Chlorophyta, Chlorophyceae, Chlamydomonadales, Astrephomenaceae. The record is from the annotation of a GenBank genome assembly.